AUAAUAAUCUCAUUUCCUAUUCACAGUAAAAUAAUAUCAGGGUUAAAGUUACUCCAAGUUACUCCUCGUCACCGCCGUCACCACCGGCGGCGGCCCGCUGCAUACCCUUCUCCCUCUACUUCGUCUUUCAUCUCACCCUCUUGCGCAACUCUCUCUCCCUCGUGCUCCUCCACCGCCACCUUUGCCCCGGAGCCACGCCGCGCCAGUAUCGCCGCCGGAAAGCGUCGCCGUUCAUCAGGAACGCCGCCAAUCCGGUUCCGCUCUUCUUCACGAAUUUCUCUAUUGAAUUUUCUUCGGUUGGAGGAGUACCCGUACGUGCUUCGUUCUUAGUCAAACAAUGGGCGAUGAAAGUGAAUUAGGAGAUAAGAUUGGAACAUUUAUACUUCCACUUCUCAAAAAUAUUGAAGAAAGUUUCGAUUUUAUGAUCAGCAAAAGUCGGUUGAAGAUUAUACUAUCUGGUUUUCCAAAUGCAGACCUUCUAUGUAUUCUGCUUGAUUCAGGAUACUUGAAAAUCACAAACGUAGACGAGAGGAAAAAUGUUUUGCAAGAAUUGCGAGAAACGGUGUGGGAGUGGUAUGCAGAUAAAGUCUCAAUAGUCUUGUUCAAAAGUGGUGAUAUGUGCUCAAUUGAUGGCUACGGCAUUAUUCAGUGUAUCGUAGAUAAUGACCCAAAGAUUGAUGAAGAAUACUGUCAUAGGGUGGAUGAAUUACUAUUGGAAGGUGGAUCAAAACUUUUUUUAUGUUUAAGAAAAUUGGAUGACUUGACGAUAUUAUUGUCCCGAUUUGAACGUGGAUACAUGAUGACAAUUACGUCGAUUGGGAUUGAUAACCUAUUUCUGGUGAUAUUCGAGAAGCUUUCUCCUAUGCUUGCUGACUGGAGAUUUCUAAUUGAUCAUAGUCAAUUGGAGUCUCAAUCUUUCUUGGAUCUACAAAUGUUGUGCGUUCAGGAAAAUAAAAGACGAAAGGAUAUGAGAGAAUUAAUCGUUACCUCAGACGCAAUUAAGGCUGGAAUUCUCAAGUUCGCCAAAUAUGCUACUGGUGAAAUAGUUAUUCCAUCAGACAUGGUUGAUUUGGAGGAAUUGCAAGUUGUGAAAAUUGAUCGCCAUUUGAAGUUCGCUUUAAGCACUGACAACAAUAAGUAUAUGAUUUCAAUAUAUGAUUUGAUGAAGCUUUUAUCAGUGAAACAGUUUUGUACAAUCCUCCUUCUAGAUAAUACUGUAACUGAUUCAGCUGCCCGGGAAAUCACGAGUCAUCCACAACAUUACAUCUCUCUUGUGAAAGCUAAUACAUGUCGGCUUGUUGUGAUAAGGCAAUGUGAACCUGCAAAAUACCUGAACACUAAAGCCAAUGUCAUGCUUGAUUUGGGUGACGUUUGCAGUAAACUAUCUCCAAACGGCAACCAGGUCAACACACACUGGAAAUGGUUAGAUCAAAAGACAUUCAAUGAUAUUCAAAUCACUUUGGCUUAUGAAAUGAGGCGUCGUCAUGCAUUCGAUGCAUCUUUAAUGGAAUCUUCCCCUUCUGCUCACUGAUUUUAAGAAAUCGUGACGGGGGAAUCAAGGAGGAAACAAAAGCCCACUAACAUAGCCCAAGUGAGGUUCUAUCCUAAAAUCAAUUGGCAAUAGGAGGAGUAGCCCACUUAGGUUCUAAACUAGAAACUCUUUGCUUCAUCUUUCGAUGUGGUACACAAUUACUCUCACUUGCUUUUUAACAAAUCCCCCCUCAAGUGUAAGCCACUCCCCCUUGAACAGAAUGGGCUAAAGCACCUAGACCCUAACCACGUAGGAGACACCAACUGGCAGGCCAUAACCGAAACAAGCCCACAGACAACAGACGGGGGAAUCAAGGAGGAAACAGAAGCACACUAACAUAGCCCAAACAAGGUUCUAUCCUAAAACCAAUUGGUAAUAGGAGGAGUAGCCCACUUAGGUUAUAAACUAGAAGUUCUUUACUUUCUAACAUUUUACCUGUACUUGUGCAAUGUAUUCUGAACCUUCUCAUCAGUUUCGUCUUCUAGUAUGCUUAAUGCCACAAAUAUUGCCAGUAUGAAGAAUACAUUUGAUUGACCCGAUUAAAAGGGGGAUUGCUUACUUAUA
This is a messenger RNA of Spinacia oleracea (spinach), 2095 nucleotides long. RefSeq lists its product as uncharacterized. Lineage: Eukaryota; Viridiplantae; Streptophyta; Magnoliopsida; Caryophyllales; Amaranthaceae. The record is from RefSeq and is a predicted model, not a curated record. The transcript has 9 exons. Bases 338 to 1531 code for a protein of 397 amino acids.